GUCUUUUUCGCCAGGAACAAAAUCCUCCUUCUUUCACCCCUCUCCUUAAAAAUCUUCCCUCUCUUCUCUGAAUCCCUCCCCCAUCUAGGCUCAAUAGACAAGUAGUCUUGCCAAGGUAUGUGUCUAUUCCUUUUUGUUCAGAGCACCGAAGCAGAAAUGACGGAAGGAACCCCUCGGAGCGAUUAUCGGCAGUCAUCCUCAUAUCUGGCCAAAACUGGGUUGGAGGGGAUCUUCUGCAGGGUUUCCUCGCACUGAAGGCCACUGUCGCAAGCAUUUUCUUCCCACUGUUGAAUACUUUCUUUGACUCGUUCACAUCCUACUCUGACUUUCCAUUCCCGUGCAAAUUCCUGCGGUGCGAAAGCAACGUUUAACACCAUACCAAGCAUUUCGACUCUUCGCUCUACCGCGGUGCUUCUGAUUCCUCGGUACUAACCACCCAAAAAUUCGCGCAGAACCCUACCUUCCACUCAAGAUGUCUAAGCUCUUUGUUGGUGGCCUGGCCUGGCACACCACUGAUGAAACCCUCCGCCAAGGAUUCCAGGACUUCGGAGUCGUCGAGGAAGCCGUCGUUGUCAAGGACCAUGAUACCAACCGCAGCCGUGGUUUUGGAUUCGUCCGCUUCGCAACCGAUGAGGAUGCCGACAAGGCGAUGGAGGCCAUGAACAACCAGGAAUUCGAUGGUCGGGUUAUCCGAGUUGACAAGGCUUCGGAGCGGCCUCGCGGUGGCCCUGGAGGUGGCGGCGGUGGCUUCCACGGCCGAGGCGGCUACAACCAGCGUGAAGGAGGCAAUGGAGGUUACCGUGGUGGUUACGGCGGUGGCGGUGGCUACGGCGGCGGCGGUGGUAACUGGCGUAGCCCCCAGCAGCAGUCAUACGAGCCGAGCCAGAAUGCUUGAUUGCCUGCGCCGUGCAUGUCGACCCCCAGAAUCUGUCUUGCCCUCUCUCUCCUUCCCUCUGACACUAUUUUAUUCCAUGCAAACCCUGCU
Molecule: messenger RNA, 985 nt
Organism: Aspergillus japonicus CBS 114.51
Lineage: Eukaryota; Fungi; Ascomycota; Eurotiomycetes; Eurotiales; Aspergillaceae
Product: RNA recognition motif domain-containing protein
Exons: 6
Coding region: 473-895 (140 amino acids)
Molecular function (GO): RNA binding
Source: RefSeq, a predicted model, not a curated record